Messenger RNA from Coregonus clupeaformis (lake whitefish), 9451 nucleotides. RefSeq names its product kinesin-like protein KIF1A. Gene Ontology annotation, cellular component: axon; kinesin complex; microtubule. Gene Ontology annotation, biological process: microtubule-based movement; cytoskeleton-dependent intracellular transport; vesicle-mediated transport. The coding region runs from base 539 to 5719 and encodes 1726 amino acids. The record is from RefSeq and is a predicted model, not a curated record. NCBI's taxonomy places the organism in Eukaryota, Metazoa, Chordata, Actinopteri, Salmoniformes, Salmonidae. Gene Ontology annotation, molecular function: microtubule binding; ATP hydrolysis activity; plus-end-directed microtubule motor activity. The transcript has 48 exons.
GCUGCACUGUUCUCUACCUGCUCCACUCCGAUGAUGCUGAUGAUGAUGUCAUCACUGACUCCCAGCAUCCUUGGCUUAGCCACAAUAACCAUUUUACUUUGGACCGACCGUAUAUGACGUUCGCUCUCUCUCUCUCACUCUGAGCUCGCUUCCUGCAUCCAUCCAGUCUAGCCCCCUCCUCUCUCUCCUCCCUCCUCCCUGUCCACUCCCCUACCCUGGCUGGCAGACCGACUGACGCACCACUGUGUACCAGGCCCUGUUGUUAGAACCCACCCAGCCAUAGCCCUGACUGGGGUGGUCUAGCUCUCUCUCUCUCUCUGUUUCUCUCUCUCUCUAUUGCUCCGGGCAGAUACUCCCUGCAUGGAUACACUGAGGGAGGCUGUUAGCUGAUAUCAACGGGAGGAAAAAUAUCAAGGAGGAACCCACUGCGGUUGUUGAAUUCGAGGUGGUUUGGUGUCAGGUGUCUACCUGACGACAAGCCCCUCCCCCUCCUGACUGAACUCCUCUAUUGUCGCGUCGCCCCCCACUGACAGGCAGCAUGGCGGGGGCUUCAGUGAAGGUGGCGGUCCGGGUCCGUCCCUUCAACUCUCGAGAGAUCGGGAAGGACAGCAAGUGCAUCAUCCAGAUGACAGGGAACACCACAACGAUCCUAAACCCCAAACAGCCGAAAGAGAACAAGAGCUUCAACUUCGACUACUCCUACUGGUCACACACCACACCGGACGACAUCAACUAUCAUUCCCAGAAGCAGGUGUACAAAGACAUUGGAGAGGAGAUGUUGCUGCAUGCCUUUGAGGGCUACAACGUGUGUAUCUUUGCAUAUGGCCAGACUGGAUCUGGGAAGAGCUACACCAUGAUGGGCAAGCAGGACCAGAAGGACCAGCAAGGCAUCAUCCCUCUGCUGUGUGAGGACCUCUUCACCAAGAUCAGUGACAGCAAUACCGACAACAGCUUGUCCUACUCCGUAGAGGUGAGCUACAUGGAGAUCUACUGUGAGCGUGUGCGUGAUCUGCUGAACCCGAAGAACAAGGGGAACCUGCGUGUGAGAGAGCACCCUCUGAUGGGGCCCUACGUGGAGGACCUGUCCAAGCUGGCUGUCACCUCCUACAACGACAUCCAGGACCUCAUGGAGUCCGGCAACAAGGCCAGGACGGUGGCAGCCACCAACAUGAAUGAGACCAGCAGCCGCUCUCACGCUGUCUUCAACAUCAUCUUCACUCAGAAGAAACAUGACAUGGAUUCAGAGAACACAUCUGAGAAGGUGAGCAAGAUCAGCCUGGUGGAUCUGGCUGGGAGUGAGCGAGCCGACUCUACAGGAGCCAAAGGAACCAGGCUGAAGGAAGGAGCAAAUAUCAACAAAUCUCUAACCACACUGGGAAAAGUCAUCUCUGCUUUAGCUGAAGUGGACUCGGCACCAAAUAAGAACAAGAAGAAGAAGAAGGUGGAGAGCCAUAUCCCAUACAGAGACUCAGUGCUGACCUGGCUACUGAGAGAGAAUCUGGGAGGUAACUCUCGCACCGCCAUGGUGGCAGCCCUCAGCCCUGCUGACAUCAACUAUGACGAGACCCUGAGCACCCUCAGGUAUGCUGACCGCGCUAAGCAGAUCCGCUGUAACGCUGUCAUCAACGAGGACCCCAACAACCGUUUGGUGCGUGAGUUGAAGGAGGAGGUGUGUCGCCUCAAGGACCUCCUCUAUGCUCAGGGCCUGGGAGAUAUCAUAGACAACUUGUGCGAUUACAACAACUUUGUCAAUAAUCGCCAGGCUGUCAAUCAAAUGGGUGAUCUAUCCACAGUGACCAAUGCCAUGACUGGGAUGAGCCCCUCCCCCUCGCUCUCCGCUCUGUCCAGCCGCGCAGGCUCCAUGGCAAACCUGCACGACCGCAUCUUCAGCCCCGCCUCCGAGGAGGCCAUAGAGAGGCUCAAGGAAACAGAGAAAAUCAUUGCAGAGCUCAAUGAGACAUGGGAGGAGAAGCUGCGCCGUACUGAAGAUAUCCGGAUGCAGAGGGAGGCGUUACUGGCUGAGAUGGGCGUGGCCAUGAGAGAAGAUGGAGGCACCGUGGGCGUGUUCUCUCCCAAGAAGACCCCUCACCUGGUGAACCUAAAUGAGGACCCAUUGAUGUCUGAGUGCUUACUCUACUACAUCAAAGAUGGGACCACCAAGGUGGGUCGUGAUGAUGCCAGAAGUCGCCAGGACAUUGUGCUCAGCGGCCAUUUUAUCCAAGAUGAGCACUGCACCUUCAGUAGCACCACAGGCCCCGGGGGAGAAGAUGAUGAUGACACAGGGAACGUCAUCCUGGAGCCCUGCGAGGGGGCGGAGAUCUACGUUAACGGGAAACUGGUGACCACGCCUACUCUGCUUCGCUCAGGGAACCGCAUUAUCAUGGGGAAGAGCCAUGUGUUUCGCUUCAAUGACCCGGAGCAGGCGCGGCAGGAGCGGGAAAGGACCCCCUGCGCUGAGACCCCCGUGGAGCCUGUGGACUGGGCCUUCGCCCAGAGAGAGCUGCUGGAGAAACAGGGCAUCGACAUGAAGCAAGAGAUGGAGUCAAGGCUUCAAGAGUUAGAAGAUCAAUACCGCCGAGAACGAGAGGAGGCCAGUAACCUUCUGGAACAACAGCGACUGGACUAUGAGAGUAAACUGGAGGCCCUGCAGAAACAGGUGGACAGAAACUCCCGUUGCCUGGAGUCCCCAGAGGAAGAGGAGGAGCCUGAGGAGGAAGUUUUUCCCAUAGUUCCGUGGACCAAGUGUGAGACGGAGCUUGCACUGUGGGCAUUCCGUAAGUGGCGUUUCUACCAGUUCACCUCCCUGAGGGACCUGCUGUGGGGCAACGCCAUCUUCCUCAAGGAAGCCAACGCCAUCAGUGUGGAGCUGAAGAAGAAGGUCCAGUUCCAGUUUGUGCUGCUGACCGACACACUGUACUCCCCACUGCCCCCGGACCUGCUGCCCCCCAGUGUGGCCAAGGAGAGGGAGAGACGGCCCUUCCCCCGCACCAUCGUAGCAGUGGAGGUCCAGGACCAGAAGAACGGGGCCACACACUACUGGACCCUGGAGAAACUCAGACAGAGGCUGGACCUGAUGAGGGAGAUGUACGACCGUGCGGCGGAGGUGCCCAGCAGCACCGUGGAGGACUGUGACCAGGCCCUGACCGGGGGAGACCCAUUCUAUGACCGCUUCCCAUGGUUCCGUCUGGUGGGCAGGGCGUUUGUGUACCUGAGUAACCUGCUGUACCCCGUGCCCCUGGUGCACCGUGUGGCCAUCGUCAGUGAGAAGGGAGAGGUGAAGGGCUUCCUUAGGGUGGCAGUGCAGGCCAUCUCAGCUGAUGAAGAAGCCCCUGACUAUGGCUCUGGUGUCAGACAGUCAGGAACUGCCAAGAUCUCCUUUGAGGACCAACAGUUUGAGAAGGUAGAAUCAUUCCAGACAGAGUCGUGUUCUGGCGGCAUGUCCCACUCUAACACCUCCCAAGAGGAGCUCCGCUUUGUUGAGGGGGAGGGACAGACCUCUGACAUAGGAGCUGACCCUGAUGAGGUCAACAACAACACCUGUGCUGACUUGUCCCCCGUCACAGCCACUCCGGAGGCCCCUCAGAGCCCGUUGAAGGGGGUUCUGGGUCUGGAACUACCUCUGGAGCUGAACCAGGAGAAGGGCCUGUCCCACCUCCGCAUCGGAUCCACCUUCACCUUCAGGGUCACCGUGCUGCAGGCCUCCAGCAUCUCCGCCGAAUAUGCCGAUAUCUUUUGCCAGUUCAACUUCAUCCACCGACAUGACGAGGCGUUCUCCACUGAGCCACUGAAGAACACUGGCAGAGGUCCUCCUCUGGGAUUCUACCAUGUACAGAAUAUCACAGUGGAGGUCACCAAGUCGUUUGUGGAGUACAUCAAGACCCAGCCCAUCGUCUUUGAGGUGUUUGGCCACUACCAGAAACAGCCGUUCCCACCCCUCUGCAAAGACCUCAUCAGUUCACACUUUUUUCCCAGUCCCCUUCGACCUUCUAGGAGGCAAUUCCCGAGGGUCAUGCCCUUGUCUAAACCAGUGCCGGCCACCAAGCUAAACACCUUAACCCGCUCCACGGCUGGCCCAUGUCACUCCAAAUAUGACCUCAUGGCCUUCUUUGAGAUCUGUGAGCUGGAGGCCAAUGGAGACUACAUCCCUUCAGUGGUGGACCACAAAGGUGGCAUGCCUUGCCAUGGAACCUUCCUCCUUCACCAGGGCAUCCAGAGGAGGAUCACAGUUACCGUAGCGCACGAGACAGGAAAUUACGUAGAGUGGAAGGAGGUCAAGGAGCUGGUGGUGGGGCGUAUCCGGAACACUCCGGAGGCUGACGAGACCAUCAUUGACCCAAACAUCCUCUCCCUCAACAUCUUGUCUGCAGGCUACGUCUGGCCCUCGUAUGACGACAAUGUUUCCCUGGGAGUUGACCAUAGGACGUUUUACCGAUUUGAGGCAGCGUGGGACAGCUCCAUGCACAACUCCCUCCUUCUGAACCGCGUCACUCCCUAUGGAGAGAAGAUCUACAUCACCCUCUCAGCUUACCUAGAGAUGGAGAACUGCACCCAGCCGACGGUGAUCACCAAAGACUUCUGUAUGGUGUUCUACUCCCGUGACGCCAAGCUCCCCGCCUCUCGAUCCAUUAGGAACCUCUUCAGUACCGGCUGCCUCAGGCCCUCAGAGAGUAACCGCGUCACUGGAGUGUAUGAAGUCAGUCUCUGCCAUGUCGCUGAUGCCGGAAGUCCAGGCAUGCAGCGGCGGCGCAGGCGCGUCUUGGACACCUCAGUGGCGUACGUCCGUGGAGAGGAGAACCUGGCUGGGUGGAGGCCCCGUAGUGACAGCCUCAUCCUGGACCACCAAUGGGAGCUGGAGAAACUCAGCCUUCUGCAGGAGGUAGAGAAGACCAGGCACUACCUGCUGCUGCGGGAGAAACUAGAGGCCUCCCUGGCCGCGGGGCAGGACGCGCUCUGCAAGAGUGGCGACAUCAGCGACUUUGCCAAGAGCCCCAUCCUCAGCUACAUCCCCGGGGGCAGUCCCGCCCUGGAGAGCCCCAGCCAGAGGCAAAGGGAGCUGGCUGCCAAGUGUCUGCGGCUGCUCAUGCACACCUUCAACAGGGAGUACAGCCAGGUGAGCAGCAGUGCCAGUGAGAGCAAGCUGUCUGAGAUGUCAGCGUCGCUGAUGUCACCGACCUCUUCUGGUCUGAGCACGCUAACUCCGUCCUCUACUUGCCCCUCAUUGGUGGAGGGACAUUAUGACAUCAGACACAUUGAGCCCAGCUCUGGAGCUUCAACCCCAGACCUGGACCCCUUUAGCCCUGUAGAUAGGAAGAGGACCCUGGGUAGAGGCUGCACUUUCGUCCCUGACAUCCAGGAGAUCCGCGUCAGCCCCAUCGUGUCGAAGAAAGGUUACCUGCACUUUCUGGAGCCCCACACCAGUGGCUGGGUGAAGCGCUUCGUGGUGGUGCGCCGGCCCUACGUCUACCUGUACCGCAACGAGAGGGACAGUGUGGAGCGCGCUGUCAUCAACCUCUCCUCCGCCAAGGUGGAAUACAGCGAGGACAAGCAGACUCUGCUCCGGACUCCAAACACAUUUGCAGUGUGCACCGAGCAUCGCGGAAUACUUCUCCAAGCCAGUAAUGACAAGGAGAUGCACGACUGGCUGUAUGCUUUUAACCCCCUGCUCGCCGGAACCAUCAGGUCUAAGCUCUCCAGAAGAAAGUCAGGCCCAAGGAUGUGAGAGAGAGGAACACGCGCGAGGGGGGAACAAAAAAACAACACAAUCUCAAAGCUCCACCUACCCUCUCCUGUAUAUAGCUCAUCUAAACAGCUCUCCCUGUCCUAACAGUGCUCCAUCCUGUCGCUGAUACGUCCUCAAACGGCGCUUAAAACCAUCCCAGCUGAUGCCCUAUUUGAAGCCUUUUCCUGGUUACCUGGAACAUGCACGGUAUAAACUACCCAUUGAACACCAUUAAGACCCAUAUAAGACUAACCAACAACCCAACCCUGUGUAGUGGGGCUUACCCCUGCUGGCUGUGACGCUCCCCAUUGUAAUGUGCAUGUAAACUUUACCAUUAUCUAACAGACUAACAGUCCCCAUAGGGUUUAGCAAAACAAAGAGAAACGUUAUAGUCUGUAAGUCUUAGUCCGAGUCGUUAUCACUUCCAAUGUUCUGCUACUUACUACCGUCCCACUCUAACUGUACAUUAUGCCCCAGAUCAAAACCUCUCAUGUAUUUCUUAUAAACACUGUAGACUGAUAAGAAAAAUAAUAAUGGUAUAUUCCCUUUUCUAGUCGUCUCAUAAGACAUCUCUGUUUCUGUGUGUGUGUUCUCAUGUUAAAACAGCAUAUCCACAUUUACCUCAUGUUAAAAUGGCUGCCGGUCGCAUACUGUAACUCAUUGUCGUUGCAUGUGUUUUGUAUCCAGGUUAUAGACAGUAUAGGAUGAACGUGAUACAAUAAGACUGUGUUUUGUAUCCAGGUUAUAGACAGUAUAGGAUGAACGUGAUAUAAUAAGACUGUGUUUUGUAUCCAGGUUCUGGACAGUACACAGUGGGAUAGAUGUGGGGUGCUGUAAUAGUUUGAGAAUGCAAUGGACAGAUAGGGAUAUGAUAGGAAAAUAGGAUUACUCUUUGCCUUCCAUGCUUUGAUAAUGGUGAGUUCACUGUGUUGACAUUUCAUAGUAACACGUUUGUAGAGUAUUAGGCAUAUUAAUACGCCAGCUGCCUGACUUACAGUGGAGAGUAAUGUGUCCUUGACUUGUGUGUUUUUACAUAUUCUUUGUGUAUAUACAUUAUUUAUUUGUUUUGUUUUGUUUUACUGACCGGUUUUGUCGCAUGGCACUUUAUUGUUGCGUUAUAUACACUUUAUUCUCUUGACUUGAUGUCUGUUCAUUUCACUCAGUUGUUUUUAACCAAAGCAUUCCUGUCUAUUUUAAAUAGUGAAGAUAUCGUCCGUCAUGUAGACUUGACAAAAUGGCUCCUAGGUUUUAGUGAGAUAUUAAUGUAAUCCUUUGUGAAACCUAUGAUUCUGCUAUUGGCCCUGAAUGUCUGUUUAUAAGUGAAAUAUUCCACGUGGAUACACUAAGAAUGGCUCCUCUCCAGCAAGAGGAUGUUUAUUGCGUUCUAUGGUGGUGGGUUACUUUGCGUUCUAUGGUGGUGGGUUACAGUAUAUUGAAUAAUUUAAAGGAACCCUGUGAUUAUACUCUAUUGAUAUGUUAGUGGGAUAUUUUGGACCUUUUUUCCGCCAGUCGAGUUGUGUCUGAAAGUGCAUCGUUACGCACCAGGUAGUGCCUCCCUUGCUCCACUUCUCUCUUUUUCCUGUUUUUCAUCAAGUCCACACUUUAAUAUCGUUGACGUCCACCACAUUAGCUCAAUGUUACAUGUAUCGAAGCAAGCUUUUAUUUACUCUGUUGCUAUGAACCUUAUAUUGAUGCAAUGUGUCCAUGUGAUUCUAUCCAUUUUGACUAAUAUGUGUACAGUCUAUAGACUACACUAGCUCCUUGUGUAAAGUAGCAGCUAACAUCCUCGCUUUUGUAUAGCUGUUUUACAGCCUGGUGCUUGUAUCAGAAACCUAUACAGUAUGAACCUGUAGAUGUUAUGAAGUCGCACAUCCUGGGGACUUUGGAGGCGGUUUAUUGUUGCUGUGACCAUACUUUCACACCCAGAUGACCACAAACUGCUAUCUGAAAUGAGAAUAGUCCAAAGUGAAUCAAGGGGGCACUGCCGACAGAGGUAAAGUGACUCUUCAGUGCUACGUUGGUCUAGCAGCCAUAGGAGAUGGGCAAUUUCUAACUAAAGUUGCCUGUUGUCUCAUAGUCUGAGUGUUCUAUGCUCUUGUACGUUCUUUUGCAUUAUUCAAAAACAAGUGUUAGUGUUGUGUUUACAGCAACAUCGUGUGUGAGUGCAGCCAUGGCCAGUCAGCCAAUUGGAUCAUGUCCUACUGUUGUUCCUUUUUUGUACUGCGAGGUUCGUGUUUUGGUCAAACACAAUUCUCCCGUCUAACACACAGUGUUGGGUUUAUGCAUGCCUUAGAUCUGCCAACCUAUAGAGCAUGCUCAGAUAGCCACAGCAAGGGAGCAACAUGCAAGUCAUGACAUUCUCACACAUGAUGUUCCCUAACUGAUGUUAAUAAGCGCUUAUAUCCUCAAUUAUGAACAUGUCCUCUUAUAUCCUUCCUAUAAGGAAUAUAUUGCGUGUGAUAAUUGAGAGUUGAUUGAUUUCUGUGGAAAAUCUAGUGGUUCUUUAUGUUUUCUGGGUUUCAUAUUGUGGAUCGUUUUUUUACAUUUAUGUCAUUUAGCAGACAGCGACUUACAUGAGCAUUUAGGGUUAAGUGCCUUGCUCAAGGUCACAUCAACAGAUGUUUGUUUUUUCUCACUUUUUCAGCUACGGGAUUCGAACCAGCGCCCUUUUGGUUACUGGCUCAACGCUCUUAACCGCUAGCCUACCUGCUGAACGGGUUGUGGUCAUCUUGGUGUGUGUUGUGUGCCAUUUUUUACAUUGGUCUACACUAGUAUGCCACUAUUUUGCCUGCUUGAACAAUGGAAGAAAAGAAAGCUUUAUUUAUGAAUUCUUGUUUCUAUGUGGAGGUGGAUUACGUGACUAGGGAAUAUUAGGGCUAUUGAAUUGUCAUCCAAGUAUAAUUUAUUGUAUUUAUCACAUCAUCAUUUAUCAUAUUAAGAAUGGACUGAUCUACUGUAAUUCUUAAAUCUACUUCUUAAAACUAGGAUAAUUCUUAAAACUAGGAUACUUCUUAAAGCUAGGGUCCUUUUUAAAACUAGGAUAAUUCUUAAAGCUAGGGUACUUCUUAAAACUAGGGUACUUCUUAAAACUAGGAUAAUUCUUAAAACUAGGAUACUUCUUAAAGCUAGGGUCCUUUUUAAAGCUAGGGUACUUCUUAAAACUAGGGUACUUCUUAAAACUAGGAUAUUUCUUAAAACUAGGGUACUUCUUAAAACUAGAAUAUCUGAAGUUCCGUCCUCAAAGAAGAAGUUACAACGACGCAUUUGAAGUUCCGUGAGUUGGCUAUAUACGAAUACAGAUGGGUUCUGUUAUUGAUUUGACAGCUUUUUUACGUGGCAUUACGUUUCCUGGAUCCAAGCAUGUGGAUCGGCCUCUUCCUCACCCUUCUCUCUCUUUCCCUCACUGCUUGCUAAUGACGCCCUAUCCCCCUCAGUGCAGCCCUGUAGAGAAACAGCCCUGUAAAGAAACAGCCCUGUAGACUAAACGCCCGCCUAAAUGACUCUGCAUUGACCUUGACAUUUGAUUGGCUCUUGUCUUGUCAAUAAUGAACCUGAUUGGUUGUGGUGGGUCCUAUCACACAGGUGUAACCCCCGUUCCAUAAUAACUGGCCUGUGAUGUCAUCUCAGUGCUCACGUUAUCUUUGAGUGUUGGAGUUCUAGUGUCUUCUAAUGUUUGUGGACACGUAACAAUUUGUCAAAAUAAAGUGAAAUAAAUGUGAAACUUAUGCAACA